CCUGGGCUGGGAGGCUGGAGGGAAUGAACGCGGGGAGCGCAUCUGACUGCCAGUGCAGCCCUCGCCCAUCCCUCGGCCGCGGGGGCUCGCCCGCCCGCCUCACCCCAGAUCCUUCUCCCGGACGUGACUCCGGUUCCCCUUAGCCCGAGCGGCCGCGGACAUGGAGGGUCCGGUGACAGUAGAAAUUUGGAGCAGCCCAGCUGCGUACUGCGCCGGGGGGACCGGCCCCGAGAGAACCUCGGAGUUGCUCAUCCGAGAGCUGGAGGAAGUGCUCUGCUCCGAGAGAGUCAGCCAAGUCACCAAGACCUAUCAUGAUAUCGAGGCCGUGACCAGCCUUCUGGAAGAGAAAGAACGGGACUUGGAACUGGCAGCCCGGAUUGGCCAGUCUUUGCUGAAACAGAAUUGCUCCUUGUCCAAGCAGAAUGAGUUACUGGAGGAACAGCUGGAGUUAGCCAGAGAGGAGAUAGCCCAGCUUCGGCAUGAAGUUGCUAUGCGUGACAAUCUCCUCCACCUCUAUACAGACACUGUUGAAGAAAGCGAGCCAUCCAGUGCUGCGCCCACACCACUUCGCCAUUGUGAUUCCUCGGUUUCUCUGCAGCACUGUAUCCAGUUGGACACCCUGCAGCAAAAGCUGAGGGGCCUGGAGGAAGAGAACCAGCAGCUCAGGCUGGAGGCUACCAGCAUCGUCACAGAGACCUGUCAGUAUGAGGACCAGGAGCAGCAGCUGAUGCUGGACUGUGUGGAGCAGUUCUCGGAGGUGAGCCAGCAGGUAGCUCUCUUGUCAGAGGAACUGGCCCGAAAGACGGAGGACCAGGCUCGCCAGCAGGAGGAGAUCAGCACGCUCCUGGCCCAGAUCGUGGGGCUCCAGCAGCGGUGCCGGGCGUAUGGGACAGAGAUGGAAGAGCUUCAGCAGCACCUGGCAUCGGCCAGAGAGGUCCAGAGGAAACUUCGGACAGAGGUGCAAGACCUACAAGAGAAAUAUGCUGAGUGUGAUGGGUUGCUGAAUGAAGCCCAGGAAGAACUUAAAAAACUCCGUCUCCAAAGCCUGCCUAGUGGCACGAUCAGCCACUAUAACAGUGUCUAUAGCCUGCCGCUGGAUUCCCUGGCUGCAGAGAUUAAAGGGACAAUGAGAAAGGGAACUGAGAGUCCUUCAUCCUUGGAUUACAGGAACAUGCGCCGGGUGUUUGAGACGGUGAAGGCGGUGAACCAGGGCACCAGGCCUCGGUCAGGCAGUGGUUCUCUCCAUCCCCUCCCUGGGUCUCCCCCACCCUCUGUGGCUGGCAGCCCCUCUGGCACCCCCCAUCCAAAAUACAACUGCUUGGAUCGUCCUUGUGGUGUUCUGCCGUUGGAGGAGGCCUCUGGAGAGGAAGAAGAGAAGAAGGUGGGUUUCCCAGGUACCCCUGGCAACCAGGAUCUGGAACUGGCCCUGCAGCGGCUGACAGCCUGGAAGGAGGCUCAGGAGGCAGAGCCAAACCUGGAGAAGCUGGGUCAGGAUGCUGAGAGUUCUAGUGGAGUCCUGACUCCCAGUGAGAGCCUUCUGUCAGGCAGCUCUGAUCCCCCUGCUGGCUCUAUCUUCUCCAUGGGCUCCCUCUCCUUUCUGCCCGAUAAACUACAGAUUGUCAAGCCACUGGAAGGUUCAGUGACUCUUCACCACUGGCAGCAGCUGGCCCAGCCCCAUCUGGCAGGGAUCCUGGAUCCUCGACCUGGUGUGCUGACCAAGGACUUCCGUCAGUUAGAGGUGGAUGUGGAGAAGGUGUACAGCUUACAGGACCCUGAAGAAGAUGAGGAGGAGGAGGAGGAGGAGAAGGUGAUAGCAGCAUCCAGGGCAUCUCUGGCCAAGGAUAAGACCCAUCCUCUAUUGUUGCAUUCUGUUAACAAUCUCCCCCAGACCCCAGCCACCUACACAAUCACUACCUGCCGCCUGGUCUGCCCCUCUUCCGAUGUGACCUCCGUCACCCCCAGCCUUUGCCAUUCCGCCACCCCCUGCUGCAGUCCCGCAGAGGGCAUAAGCCCCAUCCAUCCACGUCCUCCCCAGGUCCUGCUGUCUCUUCUGAAGGAACAGGGAAUCUCUGCUGUCUCCAAGCCUACAUUAUUUCCACCUCUGGUCCCAGGCUGGAGAGGCUGGCCUCUGGGAAGCUUUGGCCUAGCCAGGGAACUGCAUCGGGAUGGGUCAGGGGCAGGUGGAGGGAAGACCAAUGGCUUCAGCAUAAAUUUGGUACAGAAGCUACGGCAGCUGGGACUAGAUCGUGUGGUGGCCAGAGGAGCUUCGAAGGCAUGGCAAGUAGGGGCUCGAGAGCCCCCUGACCCUGGUCCAGCAGCUCCCAGACAGGGGACAGGUUGACUGGUACUGGGGCCAGAAAGGAAUCUCUGAUUGUAUUUUUAUUGGGGAGGCAAGGUGUGUCUCUUCCCUUACCACCUGCCAUCGUCUUCAUCCUGUUGCUGAGAGUCAGCUGAAAUUGAGUUUGGAUGCCUUUUCCUACCACCCUACCCCCAGAUACACACACACACACACACACACA
This is a messenger RNA of Gracilinanus agilis (Agile Gracile Mouse Opossum), 2519 nucleotides long. RefSeq names its product huntingtin associated protein 1 (gene HAP1). The transcript has 15 exons. Gene Ontology annotation, biological process: anterograde axonal transport of mitochondrion; neurotrophin TRK receptor signaling pathway; neurogenesis. Lineage: Eukaryota; Metazoa; Chordata; Mammalia; Didelphimorphia; Didelphidae. Gene Ontology annotation, molecular function: signaling receptor binding. Bases 161 to 2341 code for a protein of 726 amino acids. The record is from RefSeq and is a predicted model, not a curated record. Gene Ontology annotation, cellular component: dendrite.